AUGUCACCAAUGAUAACAGGGCUGCUUUUCAUGCGGCUCCUGUUGGCACUUGGAGCAGUGGAGGUGGAUGGUCCUGUCUGCCAGAUACUGGGAAGGCCAGAGUUCCCUCUGCUGUCUAAAGAUGGAGAUGUAAUGAUUGGGGGAGCCUUUUCCAUCCACAGCAAUAUCAAACAGCCUCCACUUUCCUUUACAGAGAAACCAACACGUCUCACAUGUUAUGGUGUCAACCUCAGGGAGUUUCGAUUUGCUCAGGCCAUGAUCUUUGCAAUUGAAGAAAUAAACAAGAAUGACUUUCUUCUUCCCAAUGUUUCUAUUGGAUACCGUAUUUAUGACAACUGUGGUUCAACAUUAUCAUCAGUGCGUGUGGUGAUGGCCCUGAUGAACAGUGAUGACUGGGCUGUGGGAAAGAGCUGUUCUGGUCAGUCGGCUGUACACGUUGUUAUAGGGGAGUCCGAAUCUUCCUCAACCAUUGUUCUGGCACACACUACUGGACCAUUCAAUAUACCAGUGAUAAGUCAUUCAGCUACUUGUGAGUGUUUGAGUAGCAGGAAGGAAUAUCCCUCUUUCUUUCGAACAAUUGCCAGCGACCUCUACCAAAGUCGUGCUCUCGCCCAGCUGGUCAAGCACUUUGGCUGGACCUGGGUUGGGGCAGUCAACAGUGACAGUGACUAUGGUAACAAUGGCAUGGCCAUCUUCCUCACUGCAGCCCAAGAGGAAGGAGUGUAUGUGGAGUAUACAGAGAAAUUUCACAGAGCAGAACCAGAAAAACUCAUUAAAGUGGUAGAAGUGAUCAGAAAGAGCACUGCCCGGGUCAUUGUUGGUUUUCUGGCUCAAGUAGAAAUGAACAACCUUUUAGAGCAAUUGAGCCUGAACAACAUAACUGGACGACAGUUCAUUGGUGUGGAGGCCUGGAUCACUGCUGAUAGCCUUGUGACCCCCACCAGCUUUAGUGUGCUGGGAGGUUCACUAGGCUUUGCUGUGCAAAAGGCCAAUAUCAGUGGCCUGGACAAUUUUUUAAUCAAAGAUUUCUGGGAGACAGAGUUUCAGUGCAGGGACACAAAUGGGGACAGCAUGCCAGAAAUGGCAGCUUGCAAAGAAAACCAGGAUGUAAGUGAAUUAAAAGAAUAUGAUGAUGAUGUGUCAGAGCUGAGAUAUUCCAGUAACAUCUACAAAGCAAUCUAUGCUGUGGCUCAUUCUCUGCACAGCAUCCUAAAAUGUUCAAACAGUGAGGGGUGUGACAAAACAGUGAAGGUUAUACCCUGGCAGGUAGUAGAGUCUCUGAAGCAGGUGAAUUUUACUAUUAAGAAUGGGGAACAGGUGUGGUUUGAUAGCACUGGAUCUGCUGUAGCUCGGUAUGAGGUGGUAAACUGGCAACGUGGAUCACAUGGUUCAGUCCAGUUUAAACCUGUUGGGUACUAUGAUGCCUCCCUGCCUCCAGGACAGAGGUUUGUUCUUAAUGCUGAAGCCAUAAUGUGGCCUGGAGGAAACAGAGAGGUGCCUGUGUCAGUGUGCAGUGAGAGCUGUCAUCCAGGAACUCAUAAAGUCCUUCAAAAAGGAAAACCUGUCUGCUGCUAUGACUGUGUACCAUGUGCAGAAGGAAAAAUCAGCAACACCACAAAUUCUAAUGGAUGCAAAAAAUGUCCAGAAGAGUACUGGCCCAACCAAAACAGAGAUGCAUGCAUUGCAAAAAACGUAGAGUUCCUCUUCUUCACUGAGGCUAUGGGAAUAAUAUUUGUGUUUUUCACUUUGUUUGGUGUGCUCCUCACCUUAAUUGUGGCCACUCUAUUCCUGAUCAAUAAGGACACUCCCUUAGUCAGGGCCAACAACUCUGAGCUGAGCUUCCUGCUGCUCUUCUCCUUGACUCUGUGUUUCCUGUGUUCUCUGACCUUCAUCGGCCGGCCCUCUGAGUGGUCCUGCAUGCUGCGACACACAGCAUUCGGCAUCACCUUUGUCCUCUGUAUUGCUUGUAUUCUGGGGAAAACUAUAGUGGUGUUAAUGGUCUUCAGGGCUACACUUCCAGGCAGUAAUGUGAUGAAAUGGUUUGGGCCUGCACAGCAGAGACUCAGUGUUCUGGCUUUCACUCUCAUCCAGGUUGUUAUAUGUAUCCUCUGGUUAACUAUUUCUCCUCCUUUUCCUUUCAAAAAUAUGAACCAUUAUAAGGAGAAGAUUAUUCUUGAGUGUGCUCUGGGAUCAGCUGUGGGGUUCUGGGCUGUGUUAGGAUACAUUGGACUACUAGCCAUCCUCUGUUUUGUACUUGCUUUUCUGGGUCGAAAGCUGCCUGAUAACUUUAAUGAGGCUAAAUUGAUCACCUUCAGCAUGCUGAUAUUCUGUGCAGUCUGGAUCACUUUUAUUCCAGCCUAUGUCAGCUCUCCUGGGAAGUUUACUGUGGCUGUGGAGAUAUUUGCUAUUCUGGCUUCAAGUUAUGGGAUACUUUUCUGUAUCUUUGCGCCGAAAUGCUUUAUUAUUGUACUCAAACCUGAACUGAACACAAAGAAACAUCUAAUGGGGAAAACAUGA
This is a messenger RNA of Monopterus albus (swamp eel), 2517 nucleotides long. Its product is annotated as extracellular calcium-sensing receptor-like. Gene Ontology annotation, cellular component: plasma membrane. Gene Ontology annotation, molecular function: G protein-coupled receptor activity. NCBI's taxonomy places the organism in Eukaryota, Metazoa, Chordata, Actinopteri, Synbranchiformes, Synbranchidae. The coding region runs from base 1 to 2517 and encodes 838 amino acids. The transcript is spliced from 6 exons. The record is from RefSeq and is a predicted model, not a curated record. Gene Ontology annotation, biological process: G protein-coupled receptor signaling pathway.